CCAUCUUGGCUGUGGAGCGAUGAGCGGGUCGAACCCGAAGGCAGCGAGCGCGGCGCCGGCGGCUGGGCCGGGCGGGCUGGCGGCUGGCAAGGAGGAGAAGAAGAAGGCGGGCGGCGGCGUCCUGAACCGGCUCAAGGCGCGGCGCCAGGCGCCCACACACACGGCCGACGGCGGCCCCGGGGCCGCGGUCACCGAGCAGGAGCUGCUGGCGCUGGACGCGAUCCGCCCCGAGCACGUCCUGCGCCUGGACCGGGUCACCGAGAAUUAUUUAUGUAAGCCUGAAGACAAUGUCUACAGUAUCGAUUUUACACGCUUCAAAAUUCGAGAUCUGGAGACGGGGACGGUGCUCUUUGAGAUCGCCAAGCCUUGCAUCUCAGACCAAGACCAGGGGGCAGAGGAGGAGAGUGUGGACGUGGAUAUCAGCGUAGGGCGCUUUGUCCGCUAUCAGUUCACGCCAGCGUUUCUCCGCCUCCGGACAGUCGGUGCCACGGUAGAGUUCACCGUGGGGGACAGGCCUGUGUCAAACUUCCGGAUGAUUGAGCGGCACUAUUUCCGGGAGCGUUUGUUGAAGAAUUUUGACUUUGAUUUCGGUUUCUGCAUCCCCAGCAGUAGGAACACGUGUGAGCACAUCUACGAGUUCCCGCAGCUCUCUGAGGAUGUCAUUCGUCUGAUGAUCGAAAACCCGUAUGAGACCCGCUCGGACAGCUUCUACUUUGUUGACAACAAGCUGAUAAUGCACAACAAGGCUGACUAUGCCUAUAAUGGAGGCCAGUAACUGCUCCAGGAUUGGACAGCGAAGGUCCUUUGCUGCCACCACGAGGCACUCAGGGGAAUUGCAGCUACUGCUUCUCAGCACCGGAACGUAGUCCAGCGAGCUGCAGCUGGGGUGGUGGCCUGUGCUCCCAGGAGAUGCUGGCCAGCAGUUCCUUUUCCCAGUAUUUUCCUGCCCCCUAGUUCCAAGAGGUAUUAUAGUGAAGUAAAAGAUUAGGAUAAGGUUCCUGGGGCCCAGAUAAAACCAUUUAUUCCUGUGUAGUCUUAGCUAUGCUCUGGUUACCCCGGCAGGCCUGAUGGUUACCAGUCCUUCUGCAGGUUCCUGGGUGCCGUGGGCAGCUGAAAGACCCUCGCUCCCUCCCUCGCCACGGUGUUGCGUUGGCACAGCCUGCCCUCAGCCUGUGCACAGUCUGAAGCUGCCGGGAAUAGACUUGAGAAGAUGGAGGGAGCGAUGGGAGGUGGUACAAGGGUUUUAGGUUACUACUCCUGCCUUCGGGGACCCGCAGCCAGUCCUGGGGAGACCGUGGUCUCAGCCUGGUGGUACCUUCCUGUUCUUACUCUGGAGGCCUGGUGAGCGGAUGUGCUCUGCUCUCCCGGCCAUGACUGCUGCAGUGGACCGUGUCAGUUUUGUUCACGGAACACUUGUCUCUGAGUUCAGUGCAGGGCUGCUGUGCUGUGGGUUCUGUGUUCUCAGACUUGUGGCCCUGUGUCUCACACAGUCAGUGUUCUAGCACCUGCGGUGUGGCUAGAUCUCUGAUAGGGUUGACCUGGCUCACGGUAGGAGAGACAUGCUUGUAGCCCGCUUAAUCCUUCAGGGAGAGAGCCUGCUUGUCUGCACAGUGAGCCUGGAAGACGGGCCUCGGUUGGGAUUUGCCUCUGGAACUCUAGUCUACUGCUCAGGAGUAUCGUCCUGUCUGUUUGCCUCUCUACUGAAGUCGUUCCGUGGAGCCACCUGGCAGAUGCCCUGAGCCGUGCAUAGUCUCAUCUUCCUUCCUUUAAGCCGCUGGUGUUUGUUGGAACGGGCAGCAUCUGCCCAGGUUGCCUGCCAGAGCACUGUGUCGUCAGACAGCUCCCUCUUGUGGGCGUCAGGCUCAGAGCCUCACUGGCUGGCUGCCACCUCUGCGGCUGCCCAGGUCAGGUGUGUGGCUUCAGGACUCCUCUGUGGUGCAGGUCCAUCUAGCAUUGUGGAAGUGUCAUCAGCAAGUGUCACAGGUCACCUGUGAUGAGAGCAGGCUCCCCACGUGCUCUCUGUGUGGUUCUAGAGCGUCAGCACCCUGGAGUGUGGGCGGGGCCUAUGUUCUGACAGCUGCACAUGCUAGCCCUAAUUACCAAUGAUGCUGCACUGGAUCUACCCACUGAGACGGGAGAGCCCAGGUGCCCUCUGGGUUCACCAUUCUAGUGAACCUCGGAGCUGGACCACUCCAAAUCCAGGUGCCUUCAGUGUGCUCUGCCUACUCUGCAGGGGAGCUGCCUGCCAUCGCUCCUCACCUGCAGACAUGAGCGCCUCCUCUUCCUUCUUUUUCUGUGUGGUUCCUCUGCUGGGCUCUGUGGUGGGCUGUGUGUGCUCUUGACAAGCUCGGCUUCGGGGCGCCCCUUGCUCUGAUACAGUCAGGGGAGGAGUGAUUUGGUUUCCAGUAUUUAAAUAAAUACUACCUAGGAUGAGCUGCCUGGAGCUGCCUGGUCUUAGCUCAGUGAAGCCUAGCUAGGGCUGCUCCUGUAUUCUGCUAUGCUGUAGCGCUGCCUUUCUCUUGGAGAGCCCAGAGGAUGGAGGGCCUGGGCACACUGGCUUGAGAAGGGCCAUGAGGUCAUGUUGAGCACUCAGGCCGGGCUCGGUGGUUGUUGGUGGGAUGAUCGGUCCUCUGCUGUGAAGGUCAGUGGUCGCCUCUGCAAGGUCUGCAAGCAUCUUGUUUCUGCCUUUGUACCUGACUUAUGUAAACUGGAAUUCACACUUUGAAAGUAACCAGUGAGAAGUCACACUGUUCAGGAAUGUCACCCAUCCACAGUGGCUUCCUGUGACGGCGGGAGAGAAGAGCUGCUCCAGUGUCUGGAGGCCAUGUCCGGUGUCAAGAGCCAGAAGCUGAGCAGAUGGCAGCUCCUGUCAUCUCCCAGGCAGAAGAACCCUGCCUGCCAAGAGACAGGGUGCUGCUUGGUCUCCAUCCCACCCUCUGCCUUGGGCUGAGCUGCCUUUCUGCUUCUUGGAGGUUGAAGCUUAUCUGCUUUUAUUCUGUUCUAAGCCACAAACAUGGGAGUAAAGACGGCCAGUACCCGAGGCUGGGAUUGGCUGCUGUCUCGGGUUAGCUUGGCGCUCUCCUGCACGGACUUUGUGAAUCUUCUCCAGGCUCUGGGUAUUUCCCGUUCCAGGGACUGAUUUACAGUGUCUGGGACUGGUCAUAGAUUAUGAAAAUGUCCACAUUCCGUGUCCAGAGCUUUGUAGCCAAAAGGAGGGUUGGGGCAGGUGCCCCGUGUUUCACAAAGGAUCAUGAUGUCAUAUAAGUUGUGAAAGUCUAUUUUCCCUAUAAAUCUAUUUUUCACAGAAUAUAAGAAACAUCUCUGUCCUUUCCACUUGACUCAAGACCCUCACUCCAGAACAAACCUGGUGACUAUUUGUAUAAGAUGCUAUUUUACCACAAGAGACAGUAAUAAAGAUUUUCACAAUA
This is a messenger RNA of Phodopus roborovskii (desert hamster), 3428 nucleotides long. It is a transcript of the gene Unc119b, whose product is annotated as unc-119 lipid binding chaperone B. NCBI's taxonomy places the organism in Eukaryota, Metazoa, Chordata, Mammalia, Rodentia, Cricetidae. The transcript is spliced from 5 exons. Bases 20 to 775 code for a protein of 251 amino acids. The record is from RefSeq and is a predicted model, not a curated record. Gene Ontology annotation, cellular component: cilium. Gene Ontology annotation, molecular function: lipid binding. Gene Ontology annotation, biological process: lipoprotein transport; cilium assembly; nervous system development.